AGACAGAAGUGAAAGAGGAGUGAUGGAGAUGGGAAGACGAAAUCACGACCUUACGUAAGGUCAGGUCACGACACUGACCUUAUCGGGCAAGGCAUACUUGACUGCACUGCAGUGUCAAGACAGACAUUCACUGAUGAAUCUGUCACAUAACCAUGGGCAGAAGCAGGACUGAGAUGCCAGUAGCCGUUCAACGUCUGCAACGAGAGGAUACGAAGCUCUACGCCGUGUCACUGCUUCUGUCUGUAUGAGUGCCUUGGUGUCACGGUUGUGGAGUGGUGCACCCCAACGUUUCAACGGACUCCAUUUGCGAUAGCACCGAUGAUAUGGUCUUGCUCAUAAUGCACCAUCAUGAUUGGCCCCAAGCCACACAUCAGCGAGCAACCCAUUACAAUCCGUAACUGGCACCGCCAUGUGGAUUGGUUCAACACGACCUUCAUCAUAAUUGUGCCUCUAUGCGGCUGCAUUGCGGCUAUCUUCACGCCCUUGCGAUGGCCGACUGUCAUCUGGGCCGUCCUCUACUACUUCUGGACCGGGCUAGGGGUCACUGCUGGCUACCACCGGCUAUGGUCCCAUCGGACCUAUGAGGCUGGCCUAUCACUAAGAAUCUUCCUGGCCUGCGCUGGCAGUGGCGCCGUGGAAGGUUCGAUUCGCUGGUGGAGCAUCAAGCAUCGAGCCCACCACCGGUGGACCGACACGGAGAAGGAUCCGUACAACACCCGUCAGGGCCUGCUGCACUCUCACCUUCUCUGGAUGAUUCUGAAGCCGAACCCCAAGAACAAUGCCCGGACCGAUAUCUCUGACCUGAACGCGGAUCCAGUGGUCAUGUGGCAGCACCGGAACUACACGAAGCUUGCGAUUGGGUUUGGCCUGGUCUUGCCAACGGUUAUGGCCGGCGUGGGAUGGGGGGACUGGAAGGGGGGCUUGGUGAUUGCCGGCAUUCUGAGGAUGUUUCUCUUUCAACAGGCCACCUUCUGCGUCAAUUCGUUGGCCCAUUGGCUGGGCGAUCAGCCCUUUGAUGACAGGAACUCGCCACGCGAUCACAUUCUCACUGCCUUGGUCACGUUUGGCGAGGGUUACCAUAACUUCCACCACGAGUUCCCCUCGGAUUACCGCAAUGGCAUCGAGUGGUGGCAGUACGAUCCCACCAAAUGGGCGAUCUGGAUCUGUGCCCGGUUCCGGCUGGCCUCCAACCUCAAGCGUUUCCGCACCAAUGAGAUCGAGAUGGGCCGUGUACAGCAGCUGCAGAAGAGACUCGAUCACCGGGCGGCCUCUCUCGGGCGGUGAUGGCUGGGUGCCAGCUGUAUACCCUGAUCGUGCGAGGAAAGAGGAAGAGCAAAAGGCAGGCUUGCAUCAGGGCAGUGGUGGUCUUCUUUCGUCCCCAUUCUUCCCUCUUGAUUUAGCGCCAAUAAUGCUUUUUGGUAAUCAGACAUAGUUUGAGAUCAAAUUCGGGCUUCACGGUACUAGAUGUCAAAUGUAUGAUUCAGAG
Messenger RNA from Aspergillus saccharolyticus JOP 1030-1, 1486 nucleotides. Its product is annotated as acyl-CoA desaturase. Gene Ontology annotation, biological process: unsaturated fatty acid biosynthetic process. The coding region runs from base 349 to 1284 and encodes 311 amino acids. Gene Ontology annotation, molecular function: stearoyl-CoA 9-desaturase activity; iron ion binding. Lineage: Eukaryota; Fungi; Ascomycota; Eurotiomycetes; Eurotiales; Aspergillaceae. The transcript has 5 exons. Gene Ontology annotation, cellular component: endoplasmic reticulum membrane. The record is from RefSeq and is a predicted model, not a curated record.